CGGGGAUCUUGACGCGGCAGUGACCGCGACUAGGUGUGGGCCCGUAGGGCCAUGCCCAGCCUGUGCCACCCUGGCUUCAGGUAAGUCGCCACGGGAUCCUGUCGGUGUCAGGUACCGGCAAACAAAAGCGCCGGGGCUCUUGGAGUCGGUAAGCUUGCCCGUCGAUUCACCAGAGAUGGUCAGGGGUGAGCUUCUCUUUUCAGGCACAAGCGAGCUCCCCUGGAUGCAACAACACCAGUGCCCAUGACCGAGCUUAACGAUGCCCCCCGCAAACCGGCGGCCUCCAACUGGAUCAGCGCGAUGCGGAGUCAGAUAGCUCCUGCUCCGACCCCGCGUCAGUGAUGGAAGGCGCACGCACAUGACUCCCCACCCUCCCAGUGCCUCCUCAACCAGGGAGCCGCCCGUCAAUGCCUGCCACACACAUCCCAGGCUCAACUGUUGUAUCGAAUUUCUGGGACCUUUUGUGCCGACCGAUCUGCCACGAUCCAAAAUCCAAACCACACGGCACACCCUGUGAUCGCCAAGAACAUGGCAGAGGAAGAGGCCGUCACCCCUGCGCCGUGGCAGGCUACGGUGCGUCGCAAGCUCGACCAACGAAAACAAGUCAUCCAAGGCUUCUUGGCUGGUGUCGAUGCCGACGCCAAGCUAUCUAUUGGUCCCGGAACCGACGUUGCUGAGCUUCUCGAAGGAUUUGAGCGUGGAGAUCUGAGCUGCGUCGAGACCACCAAGGCCUUCAUCCAAAGGUCGGCAACCAGAAAAGGGCGUUCCUUUCUCUCGCAGUGUUUAAGAUGUGAUUAUUGACGAGUACCCUAAACUGCACGAGGUGGACGUGACCCGCAGAGCAUGCACAACGCACGAUAAGGUACUCCCCAACGUCCCGCAGACAGAUAAAAGCUCUGUGGCAGUCUCAAGCCACGCUCUGAGCGUGUCCUCGGCAGACUGUUAACGUAACAAAUAUUGCCGAUAUCCUAGACAAAUUGCCUGACCGAGUUGGUCUUUGAAGAUGCUCUUAGUCAAGCGGUCGCGCUGGACGAUCACGUCAAAAAGAACGAGACAUUAGCAGGCCCAUUGCAUGGAAUCCCAGUAACUCUCAAGGACCAGUUUAACAUUGCUGGCGUUGACACCACCCUGGGAUACGUGGGGAGGUGUUUCAAGCCUGCUGUCGACGAUGCCGUCCUAGUCUGGAUGCUGCGCUCACUUGGCGCGAUAAUCCUUGCCAAAUCCAACGUGCCGCAAAGUAUCAUGUGGUGCGAGACGGAGAAUCCUCUCUGGGGGUUGACGACACAUCCGCUGCACAAAGGCUAUACUCCUGGCGGGUCAACCGGCGGCGAAGCUGCGCUCCUUUCGCAGGGAGCCUCCAUGCUUGGCUGGGGUACCGACAUUGGGGGUUCCAUACGCAUCCCAGCGCACAUGAUGGGUCUAUAUGGUUUCAAGCCUACUAGCUCCCGCCUUCCCUACAGAGGCGUCCCCGUAUCUACCGAGGGCCAAGAACAUGUCCCCUCGUCAGUUGGGCCGCUGGCUCGAAGCGUCCGCACGAUCCGUGUGGCGAUGGAGUCACUGGUCCGAGCCAAGCCCUGGGAGGUAGACGCGCGCUGCGCCCCGAUCCCCUGGCGCGAGGAUAUUCUCAAGCAGAUCCAAGACCGUCCUCUUGUCGUUGCGGUGUUGUACGACGACGAGGUUGUCAGACCUCAUCCGCCCAUCUCUCGCGUCCUGAAGUCAGCUGUUAAGGAGCUCCAGGAUGCUGGCCACGAGGUAUUUGAGUGGAAUGCACAUCUGCAUUCGGACUGUACCGAGCUAAUGGACGAGUAUUACACCGCUGACGGCUGUGAGGAUAUCCGCAAUGAUAUCGCAGCCGGAGGCGAGCCUCUCAUUCCACACGUCCAGCACCUGGUUGAUCGGGGCGACGCCAUAUCGGUGUACGAGUACUGGCAGCUGAACAGGCGGAAGUGGGACCUGCAACAAGCCUACCUGGAGAAGUGGAACUCGCUUGUUUCUCCCGAGUCUGGAAAGCUCGCCGACGUUCUCAUAAUGCCUCCGAUGCCGCAUUCGGCGGUCCCGCACGGUGGGUGCAAAUGGGUAGGGUACACCAAGGUCUGGAAUCUGCUUGACUACCCGGCCAUGGUGAUCCCUGGCGGAAACGUCGCCCAGGAGGACCUUUCGGCAGAGUGGGAUUUCGAGCCACGCAACGGGACGGACGAGUGGACCAAAAAGCUAUGGACAGGCAACAAGGAGGACAUGGCAUCGAUGCGUCUCCCUGUUGGGGUGCAGUUGGUUGGCCGGAAGCUCGAGGAGGAGAAGCUUUUGGCAGCCGCCACUGUGCUAGACUGGCUGUUGCGCAAGUGAACACAUUGCCGUGGCUGUACGAAAACGGCCGGUAUUAGACUACGGAUAUACAUUGUUGGUUCAGCAUGGCACUGCCCGCAGCAGACAUGAUUUCUCGUCACAAGUACAAUCUAUUGAGCCAAACUAGAAGGUGUGAAGGUCUGGUUCUGUCCUUUGUCCUCCCGCUGCGAUAUACUAAGAAGACGUGUUUUGACCAUAUCAGAGCUUGUCGAUCGCUACGCAGCCCAGGAAAAUCGGUCCAAGAAACACGCUUCCACUAUUUUUUUUAUCCCGAGUAAGGGACUCAGUCAGAUGCCUAGAAGGCUAGGCUAUAGGGAGUCGAAGAUAUCCGGUUGAGUCUCCCCUCGGCGUGACGAGAAGUUACCUGCGGCAUCGCAUCGAUCAUGGCCUUGGCGUUCGCAUGCGAACGAUCGCCGUCCAGACGUGCGGCCCUUCCACUAGCUUCUGGAUUCGUCUCAGCUACAGCUCCCGAAUCCCCAUGGACAGAACGGUGUUUGGUCUGUCAUCGCGCAGCCGCCAGAACUGUCGACACAGGCUUGGCAGGGAUAGGGCCUUGCCGUGCACGAACAUAGUCACGGGCAGCAGCGUCUACAUGACAAACGGCAAACGCUGGAGCUAUACAGAACUUCCUAGUCAUCACGCGCAGCCUGCCAACUCUAGCAGAACUGAGAUCCUAUAUUUAUCCUCCGUUUGUAAAUCUUGACGUCCAUUUGGUGCUAACUGCCAUAUUUAUUCGUAUCCCUCCCUCAACUUUCUGCCCUCAUUUUAUUCCCUUGAAACCCAGGUACAAGCUGAUAUUGGCCCAGUGUUCGCAUCGGCCAUUACCAUCGCGGCAGUCUACCUGGACAUGCAAGCACCAUCAAUUUAUC
Gaeumannomyces tritici R3-111a-1 is the source of this 3212-nucleotide messenger RNA. RefSeq lists its product as hypothetical. The record is from RefSeq and is a predicted model, not a curated record. Lineage: Eukaryota; Fungi; Ascomycota; Sordariomycetes; Magnaporthales; Magnaporthaceae. The transcript has 5 exons. The coding region runs from base 1186 to 2343 and encodes 385 amino acids.